Racocetra persica is the source of this 172-nucleotide messenger RNA. NCBI's taxonomy places the organism in Eukaryota, Fungi, Glomeromycota, Glomeromycetes, Diversisporales, Gigasporaceae. The record is from the annotation of a GenBank genome assembly.
CCUUUUUCUGAUUGUGAUCACAAUGAAAUUCUUAUUCUUGAUAUACUUAAUGGUCUUCGUUUUGAAUUAAUUAAUGAUUUACUACAGGCUUAUAUUGAUUUAAUGAAAGCAUGUUGGGACGCAAAUCCAUUAAACAGACCAAAGUCUUGGGAUAUUUACAUAUCUAUUCGUG